AUGCUCAAAUCCCAAGAGUCACCAUCCGGUGUCCGGUGGAAGCAGCCCGAAGCCGCUGUCCUGCAGCCGAAGCUGCCCGAGGCCGCUGUCCAGCGGCCGAAGCAGCCUGAGGCCGCUGUCCAGCAGUCCAAGCUGCCCGAGGCCGCCGUCCGACCGAAGCUGCCCGAGGCCGCUGUCCAGCAGUCCAAGCUGCCCAAGGCCGCUGUCCAGCAGUCCAAGCUGCCCGAGGCCGCUGUCCAGCAGCCCAAGCUGCCCGAGGCCGCUGUCCAGCAGCCCAAGCUGCCCGAGGCCGCUGUCCAGCAGUCCAAGCUGCCCGAGGCCGCUGUCCAGCAGUCCAAGCUGCCCGAGGCCGCUGUCCAGCAGCCCAAGCUGCCUGAGGCCGCUGUCCAGCAGUCCAAGCUGCCCAAGGCCGCUGUCCAGCAGCCCAAGCUGCCCGAGGCCGCUGUCCAGCAGCCCAAGCUGCCCGAGGCCGCUGUCCAGCAGCCCAAGCUGCCUGAGGCCGCUGUCCAGCAGUCCAAGCUGCCCGACGCCGCCGUCCGGCCGAAGCGGCCUGAGGCCGCUGUCCAGCAGCCCAAGCAGUCCGAGGCAACUGUCAGGCCCACAGAGACCCCGUCCACCACCAAGGGUCAUGAUAUGGAAUCACCUCUGAGAGACUCCUCUGUGGAGAUAGAGGGUUGGGUACGUCUGUGGGAAAACCCCAAUGGCAUCCCACCUGCUGACAUUUCCUGGCUCAAAGAGGACCCAGAAAGAGGGCUGUUCACCCCCGUUCAACUCUACAAGGACAUCACUGGUCUGUUGAAGAGGCGACGGGUGUUGAAAUCUGACCGCAUGUGGUUUUACCCACCAGAACCUCCUGGCUAUGUUGGAGGUGCUCUGCCAACUCCACAGCUCUUUUUUCGGAGCCGCGUCUUUGUGUGGCGCCCCGUUGGAGUGUGGAGGUACUCCCUGAAGUGUCCUCGAGGUGAUGACUGUGCUGGUAGAGGACGGAAUGUGCACCUCUACAAGUCUGGCUACCACACCCGGGUACGUCACAUCUGUGAUAUGUCCAGCUGGUACUCAAUGCUCACAGAGGUCCUGGGCUGUGGGCCAUGUAUAAAGGCAGCCAGGAGCGGAGAAGGUGGAACGGUGGGCCGGUGGAUGGCGUGGGAUCCCGCUAUUUUAUCGCAACUUAGCGAGGCUCAUCAAGCUAUGUUCCCUGCCAUCCUCACCAGCAAGCGUGGCGUGGAUAAGAAUGUUGUGCGCCUUCUGAGGGACCGGACCGAAGGGAACACAAUGGUCAAGGUGUGGCGUCAGAUACAGGAGAAUCACGUUGAGGAGUACCUUCACCGUAAGGACCUGUACACCACACUCCUCAUGACCGUAGCGGAGCCCGGCGGGAUCGUCUCUGCAUUCAGUCACACAUUCCAGGCUCCACCUCCUCAAAGAGAGCUUCCCUCUGCACGGCUCCUGCGCCACGCCUUCCUGCUGUCAGAAGCCAACAAUGUGCAGGAUUACCGGAACCAGAUCCUCUCCACCUUUGGCACUGUGCUGAAAAUGGAUUCCACCAAGAAAGUGGUGAAGAAGCUGUCUGGGGAGGGUCAUGGCUCAGCUGAGUGGUUCACCAGCAUCGGGAACGAGCACUCACAAAUAGUUUCAUUUGUGCUGACCUGUGAGGAGUCCACUCAGAAGCUGGAACCGAUGUGCCGUGGAGUCAUGGAAAGGUUCCGGCUGGCCAAUCAAUCUGUCCCCAAGAUCUUGUAUGUGGACAGGGGAUGUUGCCGUGCACAGGGCCCAACAUCAGUGGAGACUUUGUUCCGGCCUUGGGUGGACAAUGGGAUGGUUGUGCGUCUGGACAUCUUCCACUGGAUCCACCGGUUUGACGCAGCCAUACGCACAGAGUCUCACUGCAAGUACGCUGUGUUCAAGUCUGCUCUAGCUGGGGCAGUGCUGGCCUACAACCGCACAGACCUGGAGCUGCUCAUCAAGGCAGUCAGAGCCAAGGAUCCGGCAACGAUGAAGUCGGUCUCAGACAAAGACGUUAUCCGCCUCUACAUUUCCAGGGAGCAGCUCAAACACCAUGUGCGGAGGGUCACACUUGGGGCUCAGGAAACCUUCCGGCUCAUCCAGCAGGCCAUCGAGGAGCUGAAAGGUCCCGCCGGGCUGGACGAGAGUGGAGUGAGCUUGUUCAAAUCACCUGAGGCCAUUGAUGAGAUGUGGGCAGGCCAGCAGAGACACCUGGAGUGCAUCCAGGAUCCACCAGACAUGAAUAUGUAUCGGGUGGCGCGUACCACAACCAUCAACAAUGUGGACGUGCCCUACUACAAAGGUCUGCGUGGAAGCAACAGCCUGGAAGGAUUCCACAAAUCUCUGCCGCACAUGAUUCCGGGUCCCCACUGUGCAGCACGGCCCUAUCAGGUUUACCUGAUAAGUGGCAUUGCACGGUGGAACUCCGACAGGAGCUCAGAUGCCGUGUUUGGUGGCAAAGGACGGCACCACAGGACCUACUCUGCCCCGCUGAUUGACCGCCUCAACACCCGUUGUCGGCGGCUGUUCGGAGAGGCAGUGGAGGAGAAUUUCCGGGCCCCUGCUGAUGUCCCUUCCAACGAGCUGCUCGGGUUGGAGUACCUGUUCAGCCAGAGCACGGGUCAAUCUGGAACCUUCUCUCUUCGGGACUUGGUCAACGAUGGACCUGAUCCAGAUGAGGAGGUGGUUCAGCCUGGGCAGCCCGAUCCAGAUCCCGAGGCAGACGAGGCGUACCAGAGCGAUGUGGAGGCACAUGACAACGUGCUGGAUGCCAUCGUGCCCCACAUUACACUCACCAGCGAAGAAACCUCCACUGUUCAACCUCCGGCCUUUGAGGAUGCCUGCAGUCCAAACCCUCUUCCUGGCUUUCAGAAGUUGGAAAAGUUCUGCUCUGUGUUGGUGGACAUUGGCCUGACAGAGGACAAGCUGUCCCUUUCCACUGAGCAGAGGAACAAGGUCCUGGAAGUCUGGAAUGCAGUGGAGGAGCAUGACAAGCAGCCGCAGCAGUUCAAUCAGCUCUACAGAACACACUGGGGCAACACCCUCUACUGCCGCACAAAGAGGGAUGAUCUUGUUGAUGCUGCUGUGAUACAGAGGGUAAAGAUGGCCAAGCGCUACGCACCAGCACAACAGGACAUCAGUGCUCAGCACAACAGGCUGAUGUACACGCUGGUGAAACUGUUGUGGUUGCGCUCACCUCAAGGGUCUCGCAUCAGUCCUGAAAAGGCUACCAUAUUGAAGGCCUACGAGAGAAUCCAGCAUCGGAUUUUGGUGGAGGAUCAAGUCCUGUGCAAAGCAGGCAUUCCUCUGCCAAAAAUCAACAUCAAGACAGUGCGGGACUUCAUCCGUUGUCAAGAGCGCCUCCUCAACCUGCGUGCCACAAAACAGCCCACCGGCCUCAUCACAAAGCUCACCUCCAUCUCAUCUGCAGACCUCCCUCCAGCACCACACCAGCCAGCCAUCCUCGCUCCACCAGACUACCCUCUGAUGGAGUAUGUGCCCACACCCAGCACGGCAGGGACAAAGGUGCUAAAGGGAAGGACGGACAUGAUCGUGCCACUCUCCCGGCCUCAACCACCACUGCCACCUGUGCUGUUGCCACCGCCGGUCAGAAAAACCCCUGCCACCUCUACCAUUACCAGACCUGUGCCCUCCCUCUCUGCAUCCACAGCAACCGCAGGCAUUGCUGGCCCAUCCACACGGCCCAUAAUGCCUGCUGGUCUGACGACAUCAGUUCGUCCAGCUCCGUCAAUAAUGCCUGCUGGUCCUACUACAUCAACUGCUGCUGCUGCACAUGACUGCCGUCCUUCAUCCUGGUCGAGAUCUGCGCAGUACAAGCGUAAGGGGAAGGAGCAGCCCAUAGGACUAGCAGAGAAAAUGUCACGGGUGCAAAAUUUCCCUGUCUGUGCAUGCUGUGGCCAACCAACACAGGGACAUAAAAAGUACAAAAAAAAGACUUUCUGCCCUGUAAAACUGAUGUCCACAUCGAAAGGUCUGGACAACAGAGUGUACGACAGCUACGAACACUUCACCUCUGUUGUGGACAAGUUAUGAUAACCUGUAAAUAUGCUGUAUAUAUCUGUAAAUAUGUAUUGUAAAUAGUCUUUUAAACUGUACUGUUGUGUUGUUGCCAGCAAUUUGUCUAAUCGGACAAACUACUAUAGUUUUCAUUUUCAUGUAUAUAUUUAUGUUCAUAUUGUUAUGGCAUUUCAUUCUUAGUCAUGUUCAGUGAUACUUUAUUUUCUGCACUAUACUUUACUUACUUAGUCCUUGUUGUGCCUGGUGGCACACAGGGCAAGGACUAAGGAUCUCCACUCAUCUCUGUUGUUUGCUUUCUUCUCAAUGCUGUUCCAGCUGUAUCCUCUCGUCUUCAUUUCUCCUUCGAUGGUUCGCCUCCAGGUUGUUUUGGGCCUCCC
Sebastes umbrosus (honeycomb rockfish) is the source of this 4418-nucleotide messenger RNA. RefSeq lists its product as uncharacterized. The coding region runs from base 1 to 4056 and encodes 1351 amino acids. The record is from RefSeq and is a predicted model, not a curated record. The transcript has 8 exons. NCBI's taxonomy places the organism in Eukaryota, Metazoa, Chordata, Actinopteri, Perciformes, Sebastidae.